CUUGUACACAAGUCAGGUAGGCCGUUUAGCAGGAAAUAGCUACUCUAGUGAUAUGACAACUCUCUUGGCAUAUAUCACCGAAAAUAACACGUGCCGAAAUGUUGAAAAUAAGCGUAAUUAUAAUAAAAUAUAUAAAUAAAUACUUAGUUGCAUGUUACUACGCGGCGGGCUCCCACGGGCUAGUCGCAAAUCGGGCGCACCGCUGUGCGGUACCUUCUGGAAUUGGAAUACAUUCGAAAUUUAAAAUCUUAAUUUAUUAGUGGCCAGUGACAGUGAAAGUGUUCGGUAAAAUUUAAAAAUACGCACGAUACAACGAACAUACAAAGUUAAACAUGCCAAACAUAUUAUAACACUAGCCACACGACACAUUUCAAAAUUCACAUUUCAUUUCAAGAGUUGGAAAACUGGAUAAAUGGCGUAUCUGUCUGGACUCUGGAAUUCAAUCGUUGGUGGCAUCAACGAGAAAGACUGGACUGUCGUAUCUAGAUUUUAUUUAGACAGUACAAAGAAAUACUUCUCAGUGUCCGAAAUCGAUAGAGAGGAAGUGCCUAUAGUGUAUUCUGAGUGCCAUAAAAUUGCUUUCAACAAAUCUGGUACAGGACUUUCGUAUACGCCGCUUAACUUUGUGACUAUCUUCCAUAUUGAUACUAGGAAAGCGGAAGUAAAGAUGCCGAGUGGCCACAUUGACCAGCCAGUGAUAGAAGACAACAGGGAUGGCACAGUCAGCAUCAAGUACGAUCCUCGAGAAGAGGGCGUUCAUGAACUUUACGUGAAGUACAAUGGAGAACAUGUUCAAGGUUCCCCCUACAAAUUCCACGUGGACUCCAUAUCCUCGGGCUACGUGACGGCAUACGGGCCUGGCCUCGUCUCGGGCGUCAGUGGGGAGCCCAGCCAGUUCACCAUCAGCACCAAGGGCGCCGGUGCUGGUGGUCUGUCUAUGGCAGUUGAAGGUCCCAGCAAAGCUGAGAUUACAUGCCAUGACAACAAAGAUGGCACCGUCGCGGUGUCCUAUUUACCCACUGCACCAGGAGAAUACAAAGUCAGCGUCAGAUUCGGCGAAAAACAUAUCAAAGGCUCACCUUUCACUGCUAAGGUUACCGGGGAGGGUCGCAAGAGGAACCAGAUAUCUGUCGGUAGUUGCAGUGAGGUGACACUGCCCGGCAAAGUUGCUGAUGAUGAUAUCCGUAGUCUCAACGCUUCAAUCCAGGCUCCGUCAGGUCUUGAAGAGCCUUGCUUCCUCAAGCGACUGCCAUCAGGCAACAUCGGCAUCAGCUUCACUCCCCGCGAGGCUGGCCAGCACGUGGUGUCUGUCAAGAAGAUGGGCGUCCACAUCCAGAACUCUCCCUUCAAUAUCACCGUCCAGACACAGGAAGUCGGAGACGCUAAAAAAGUCAAGGUAUCAGGAUCUGCUCUUAAGGAAGGCAAGACCCAUGGAGAGAAUACAUUCACAGUCGAUACAAGAAACGCUGGUUAUGGUGGUCUCUCGCUCUCUAUAGAAGGUCCCAGCAAGGCUGAAAUCCAGUGCGCGGACACUAAAGAUGGCAUUUUAGCCAUCAGCUACAAACCGACUGAGCCUGGCUACUACAUCGUCAACCUGAAGUUCGCAGAUCAUCACGUGGAGGGAUCACCCUUCACUGUUAAAGUAUCUGGUGAAGGCAGCAACAGACAGCGUGAAAAGAUCCAGAGGCAGAGGGACCCCGCGCCACUCACUGAGGUCGGCACCAACUGUAAACUCACUUUCAAGAUGCCAGGCAUCACCUCCUUCGACCUGGCAGCGACUGUGACCAGCCCUGGAGGCGUAUCAGAGGACGCUGAGAUCCAGGAGGUGGUAGACGGUUUAUACUCCGUCCACUUCAUCCCCAAGGAGUUGGGGGUUCAUACCGUGUCUGUCAAAUAUAGGGAGAUCCAUAUUCCUGGGUCACCCUUCCAGUUCACAGUAGGUCCUCUUCGCGACUCAGGCGCACAUUUAGUCAAAGCAGGAGGCGCGGGCCUAGAGAGGGGUGAAGCAGGGAGGUUCAAUGAGUUCAAUGUAUGGACGAGAGAGGCUGGUGCCGGUCAACUGGCCAUAUCUCUGGAGGGUCCCAGCAAGGCUGAGAUCGACUUCAAGGACAGGAAGGAUGGGUCUUGCGACGUGUCUUACAAGGUUGAGGAGCCAGGUGAAUACCGUAUCGGCCUUAAAUUCAACGAGCAACACAUCCCCGACUCACCCUUCAAGGUGUACAUCUCACCAGCUGUGGGUGACGCAUACCUCUUGGAAGUGGCCCAGUUCCCGGAUAACGCACAAGUGGACAAACCCACCCAGUUCUACAUUAGGCUCAAUGGAGCUAAGGGCAGCUUGGAUGCCAGGAUAGUCUCACCAACGGGCAAGACCGACGACUGCUUUAUCCAGAACAUCGACGGUGACCAGUUCAGCAUCAGGUUCAUGCCCAGGGAGAACGGAGUCCACAACAUCAACGUGAAGUUCAACGGCGUCCAUAUUCCUGCGUCGCCUCUUAGGAUUAAGGUCGGAAAGGAUGAUGCUGACCCCGCUGCGGUACAUGCUCAUGGACCAGGUCUAGGAGCUGUUAAAACUGGUGCUAAAACGGAUCUGAUAAUCAACACCUGCAACGCGGGAACCGGUAUUCUGGCAGUCACGCUGGAUGGACCAUCAAGAGUCGCUAUGGAUUGUACGGAGGUUGAAGAAGGAUACAAGGUCCGAUAUACGCCUCUCGCGCCUGGCUUCUAUUACAUGAGCAUAAAGUACAACGGCGGUCACAUCGUUGGGUCGCCCUUCAAGAUCGAAGCUACUGGUCCUAACCUAGCGGAAAUCGGAGCACAAGAAACAUCCUCAGUAACCGUGGAGACGGUUCAGAAGGUAUCGAAGCUUGCUGCCGCGAAGCAAGGGCCGGCGCUGCCUGUGUUCAAGUCCGAUGCCACCAAGGUGACCAGCAAGGGCAUGGGCCUGAAGAAGGCGUACCUCAACAAGCAUAACCAGUUCACGGUGCACGCGGCUGAUGCUGGCAACAACAUCCUCUACGUCGGCAUCUACGGUCCCAAGGGACCCUGUGACGAAGUCCAGCUCAAACACAAAGGCAAGAACAACUAUGAGUGCUGGUACGUCGUCAGAGACAGGGGGGAAUACAUCGUCAUCGUCAAGUGGGGAGACGACCACAUCCCCGGCUCUCCGUACAAGGUUGAAGUCUAAACCAGAAACAGUUAACAGGGUACAUGUGGCAUCAUGUAAAAAGACAGUUGACCUGAAUAUAUGAAGUUGGUGAUUCAUUCAUCUCUUUAUGGUGGUUUUGGUGGUUGGAUCUAUACGGUGUUCAGAGAACGUUUCUGUAGUGAGCGCUUCAUAUCGGUCACCAAGAAGUCUUUUCACUGGCUCACCACUACAUGCAGCUUGAGUGCAGGCGCAUAUCUAAGCUUUACGAGUACCGCUACUGCCAGACCGACGAGCUGACUUCACAGCCAAUAAAGCCAUCUAUAAGUUCAGAGUUACAUACACAGCGUUAGCAUUAUAAUUCAGAGCGGUCUUUUUACGUGAAACCAUCUGUACCUAUUGCUCCGAUUUUUAAUUUCAGACCGAGGAUUUGUGAUAGGAACAAGAUUGAUUUCUUUUGUUAAUUAUAUUUUUGAUAUUCCGUGUUGCUCUACCGAUUUCGUAUUGUACACAUCGCUGAUGAUUUAUGUUAUGUCUUAGAAUCUUGUUAUUUUUGAAUUGAAUUUACCAAUCAGAAAAAGCAUAGAUGACGUUCGUGUAAGAAUUUUAAUUUUUUUUUUUCAAAAUAUGAAAGUCUUUUAUAUUUAUAGCUAUGCUUAAGCUCAUACAAUGAUACAUAUGACUCUUUUUUUCUAGAGAUUUGUAGGAGUAGAAACUUUUUAUUAACGAAGGCUGUAAUAUUACUCCAACAGAGUAGGAAAUUUUCAUCAGCAUUUAAUUUUACAUUUUUUCGUAAUUGACUGACGUAGUUUUCUACGUCUCGGUUAUUUUUCCAAUUUUUUGGUCUUAAAUUAAAAAUCGUAGCAAGUAUAACGUCCUUAGUACUGGAAAAUUUUAAAAACUGUGUGUUUCUUACCAAAGAAUUUUUAUAUUUCAACUUUACGAAUACAUUUAUAAUCGAGAUUGGGUUUUUCAAAUUAAUCUACAUACGCUGCAUUCAAUCGAUUAUUUAUUAUUAGUAUCGUUAUUAUUUAUUGGUUUUCUUCAAUAUUGUAUUGUGUUUUGGGAUUUCGAAAAGGUCUUAUUAGAUUAUUUAUUAAAUACGUGCAUAUACCUAGUUACACUUGUAAUUGAUCUCUAGUCAGUCUGUAAUAUUCAUUCUUGCACCUUCCAAACUAAAGCAUUAGAAUUCAGAUAGGUAGGAUAACCUUGCGUGCUUUUUCAACUAAUGUCUCGUGAACAGUUUAAAACUUUGGCCUUGUUAUAUCAAUUCACUGAUGAGUGAUGACUUUACUGAGGGGAACCAUUCCAAAUUUAGUUAAUUCUUGCAUAUGUAGAGCAUAAUAGUAUAAUUUACUUAUUAAUUAUUAUAGUAACAAUGUGUUCUCCUGAACAUUUUCUAAGACUAAAUGAAAGACAGUAGACAGUAGUUUGGUUGGUGCAGUUUUGAAAGACACCUUUUCGCAAAUCCAGCAUCAUAUUAUAUAUCUAUGUUUAUUUUGUUGUUCCUUUAUUGAUAUUUAUGUAAAUUUUUCAUUUUAGCAUUAUGGAAAAUCAAAACUAUUUAUCUAGUCGUAAUAAUUGUGCCAGUGUUUUUGUUUUUUUUUUUUUAAAUCACAGACUGAAGGUAAAAGUUAGACGGUAUCUAACAUAAUAACAUGUAUACUAGAAGAUAGUUGUGUGUGUCAGAUAUAAAGUAAAAUUU
Maniola jurtina (meadow brown) is the source of this 4847-nucleotide messenger RNA. It is a transcript of the gene cher, whose product is annotated as filamin-A. Gene Ontology annotation, biological process: actin cytoskeleton organization. Gene Ontology annotation, molecular function: actin filament binding. The transcript has 19 exons. The record is from RefSeq and is a predicted model, not a curated record. Lineage: Eukaryota; Metazoa; Arthropoda; Insecta; Lepidoptera; Nymphalidae. The coding region runs from base 413 to 3184 and encodes 923 amino acids.